UUCCACAACAUGGAAUAUACAACAAAUCGAACAUCUUGAGAAAUUCUAUCAACAUCCCACAACAAGCAUAUUGCUUGAUUAAUGAUUCCGCUCCGCUCCUCCCCCGUCUCUCUCUGAUUGGCUGGUCUCGUGGACCCCGAAGAAACCCCGUGCUCAUCGCUCGUGCCGCAACCUCGCUCAAGGAAAACCGCCGACCUCACAAAAACAUCUAUAUCACCACCGCAACCUUCCAUCCCACCUCGCUCCGAACCCGCACACGCCAUCACCUCACGGCACCAUGGCGAAGAAAGCGAAGUCCCGCACCAUCAUGGUGCGACUUAUUUCCAUGGCCAUGACGGGGUACUUCCGGACGUUGAUGCGACCGCGUCAGCAUCGCCCGCUCAGCAUGAUGAAAUACGAUCCUAUCGUGCGGAAACAAGUCCUGUUCCUGGAGCAGAAGCGCGGAAAGAAAUAGUUGAUCGGUCGGUGUUGCAAAAGUUACACGGAACAAUAUGAGCGAUCGGUUGAGAGUACACGCUUCCUCAAACUCGCGUAUGCGGAUAUGGAUAUGGAAGUCGGAUAUCGGAUUCGAAAUGCUCAAUGGGCUCCUAAGAAGCAGCGGGAGGUACGCCAGGAUGGACCAGCUUAUUCUGCCUGUGUCUGACUGGCUAGACGAAAAGCAUCAUACACAAAAGACAACGAGGUUCCAUCCCCUCUCAGAUGAUGUAUAACAGCAUUUAUUGUAUCAUAGCUGUGUAUCACUUUUUGUUUUGGAGGUCGGCAUUAACAGGCGUUGGUAUCAAUUGAUAGAUCACUUCCUACGGGGGAAGAACAAAGAUCAGUAAUCAUCUCUCGUGAUUCGAUGUGGUUUCAGUGACUCUCUGGUCGCUCGAAGGGAGAAUUGUUCACUGCGGUUUCGUGGAGAUACUCAUGUGCUUUGCUUGUUUCAACCUUUUAAAACUUUUUAUUCAUUGAUUCCUUGUAUGUUCUUGUAGGGUGGUGAACUCCACCACGUUUGGUCCCAUUGAACCAUUCCACAUCUCGAUGUGGGAGAAAAGUCAACAUCCUCCACCAUACCCCAUCUGUCAAUGAUGUCAACUCCCAGUGCUGUAUAUCCUGGCUGCACAACGACAAGCCAGAUACAGAAACCAUCCUCGACAACUCGAACAAGCACCCUCCCACUCUUUCUCUCUCCCACCACACAACCGCAAUUUCCGACCUCAACAACCACUCCAUCCAUCUCGAACCGCUUUCUAAACACAAUCCAUCAUCCACCGAACCCCCAUUCGAACUCAUAUUUUUCAACUCCGUAGUAACUUUCCCUUUUCUUC
Messenger RNA from Periconia digitata, 1310 nucleotides. The record is from the annotation of a GenBank genome assembly. NCBI's taxonomy places the organism in Eukaryota, Fungi, Ascomycota, Dothideomycetes, Pleosporales, Periconiaceae.